AGAGGAGGCAGGAGACCGUGGGGUGGGCUAGUCGCUAGGGCUGGGGAUGCCUGAGCAGAUGAGGAAGCAGUUGGAAAGGUGGCAUAGCCCUUGGGUAGCCGCCGCCGAAGCUGUGGCUGUUCCUAGGAGACAGAGGAGAAGCCAGCCUGCGGGGGAGGGGGAGCGAGUGGGUUGCUGCUUUUAGCAGCUGAAAGGGCUGCAGGGAGCUCUGGGUAAGACAUUUUCUACCUCUGUCGCUUCUGCGGUAGAAGCUGCCGCGAGUAAGUCAGAGGAAGGAGGACCGGGAGGGAGGAGGUCUCCGUUGCAGCCAUGCUGAAUCACUGUUGCUGAUCAGAAUCCCUCACCGGGCUGCUGGGAGAACCCCGAGAGCAGCGCUAGCUCCUGGGUGCACGCACAGUUUGGCGGCUACUAACCCCGCCGGGCCUCCCACAAUGGAGGGCGAAAGCGUCAAGCUGAGCCCUCAGUCCACGGUGCAGGCCCAGGAUGAGGAGGAGAGCCGGAGAACAGUCACUGUCAACCCUGCCCACAUGGGAAAGGCCUUCAAGGUCAUGAAUGAGCUUCGAAGUAAGCAGCUGCUGUGUGACGUGAUGAUUGUGGCAGAAGACGUGGAGAUAGAAGCCCACCGUGUGGUCCUGGCGGCCUGCAGCCCUUACUUCUGUGCAAUGUUCACAGGUGACAUGUCUGAGAGUAAAGCCAAGAAGAUUGAAAUCAAGGAUGUGGAUGGGCAGACUCUCAGUAAGCUGAUUGAUUACAUCUACACGGCAGAAAUCGAGGUGACCGAAGAGAACGUGCAGGUGCUGCUCCCGGCAGCCAGCUUGCUGCAGCUCAUGGACGUUCGGCAGAACUGCUGUGACUUUCUGCAGUCUCAGCUGCACCCCACCAACUGCCUGGGCAUCCGCGCAUUCGCAGACGUGCACACUUGCACCGACCUCCUGCAGCAGGCCAACGCCUACGCAGAGCAGCACUUCCCGGAGGUGAUGCUGGGGGAAGAGUUUCUGAGCUUGAGUCUGGACCAGGUGUGCAGCUUGAUAUCCAGCGACAAGCUGACGGUCCCUUCAGAAGAGAAGGUGUUUGAAGCUGUGAUUUCAUGGAUCAAUUAUGAGAAGGAGACCCGCUUAGACCACAUGGCAAAGCUGAUGGAGCAUGUCCGGCUCCCUCUCUUACCUAGGGAUUACCUAGUUCAGACAGUCGAGGAGGAGGCUCUGAUAAAGAAUAAUAAUACCUGUAAGGAUUUCCUCAUCGAAGCCAUGAAGUACCAUCUACUACCCCUUGACCAAAGGCUCUUGAUCAAGAACCCCAGGACCAAGCCCCGGACCCCGGUCAGCCUGCCCAAGGUUAUGAUUGUGGUUGGUGGCCAGGCGCCCAAGGCGAUCCGCAGCGUGGAGUGCUAUGACUUUGAGGAGGGCCGCUGGGACCAGAUAGCUGAGCUUCCUUCCAGGAGAUGCCGAGCAGGGGUGGUGUUCAUGGCUGGCCACGUAUAUGCUGUGGGCGGCUUUAACGGUUCUCUGCGGGUGCGGACAGUGGAUGUAUAUGACGGCGUGAAGGACCAGUGGACGUCCAUUGCCAGCAUGCAGGAGCGCAGGAGCACACUGGGUGCAGCGGUGCUCAAUGACCUCCUCUAUGCAGUGGGAGGCUUUGACGGCAGCACCGGUCUGGCGUCAGUAGAAGCCUACAGCUACAAGACCAAUGAGUGGUUCUUCGUGGCCCCAAUGAACACACGGAGGAGCAGUGUGGGAGUGGGUGUUGUGGAGGGGAAGCUGUAUGCUGUCGGGGGUUACGAUGGGGCUUCCAGGCAGUGCCUGAGCACCGUGGAGCAGUACAACCCAGCCACCAAUGAGUGGAUAUAUGUGGCAGACAUGAGCACCCGACGCAGUGGCGCUGGCGUUGGGGUGCUCAGCGGACAGCUGUAUGCCACCGGGGGACACGACGGGCCCUUGGUGAGGAAGAGUGUCGAGGUUUAUGAUCCCGGGACAAACACCUGGAAGCAGGUGGCAGACAUGAACAUGUGCCGUCGUAACGCAGGGGUCUGUGCAGUCAACGGGCUCCUGUAUGUGGUUGGAGGGGAUGAUGGGUCCUGCAACCUGGCUUCCGUGGAAUACUACAACCCCGUCACUGACAAGUGGACGCUGCUGCCAGCCAACAUGAGCACCGGAAGGAGCUACGCAGGUGUGGCUGUGAUUCACAGAUCUUUGUGACCCAGACUCCCACUGCCAGGAGGUGGAGGAAGAAGCGGGCACUACCUGUGACCGGAGCACGGAGCGGCGGGACCAUGACAACUGAUGAGAUUAACUGGGAGGCUCUGCAGUGAUUUGAGAACCACCCUCGUUGUCUUAGUGGGCCAGCCUUGUCCCUCUCAGUGUGGACACUGACGGUCCACUUUCUGCUCCGAGGUGCUUUGGUUUCUGCCCUAAACAGCUGUGUUUCUGACAGCCCCACAAAAGCCCCUUGGGCUUUUUGCGUGUGUGUGUGUGUGUGUCUGUGUCUGUGUCCGUGUGUGUGUUUCUAUAGGACAAUGGCGAGAACCUUGAAGUGUGUGUGUAUGUGUGUGCGUGUCUGUGUCCGUGUGUGUGUUUCUUCAGGACAAUGGCGAGAACCUUGAAGUGCGUGUGUGUGUGUGUGUGUGUGUGUGUUUCUACAGGACAAUGGAGAACCUUGAAGUGUGUGUGUGCCCGUGCACAUGCAUCCAUGUGUUUGUGUUUGUGUGUGUAGGAACAUUUCAGUGAGGGCUGGGGCUGUCUGAGUGUCUACUGGAUUUCUUUACUACUGAUCUUUCACGAUGCUAAAACACCUACCAAUGUCUUCUGCGCUCGUCCCACGAGGACCCUCGACUACUGAAGCUGCUGCCUUUUGGGUUCCAGGCAGAACUAGGCAAAAGCAGCCCUUCAACCACGUCUGGGAUUAUGCCUUGACUACUGCAGCCCUGUGGAUGAACUGGGGCUUCCCCAGAGCUGCCCUGCAUCCUCCAUGCACCUCUGGGGUGCAGCCUCUUCUGGCCAUUACCAGUCACUCCUCCUCUGCUGCACUCACUCCAGGAAGUGGAUGAGAACUGUUUUGUCCUCACAUCUUGGCCCCUAGUCUUUGAUGUCAUGGAUUCCAGGUUUGGAAGAUUUUGUGUCUUUUCAGCAGGGAAACAAACUCUUCAGAGAAGCCCCAAAUAGAACACUGGGGAGAAACAGACAAAAAAAAAAAGCAAAACAAAACCCAGAAAAACCAAAGUGGUAUGGAUUUGUUCCCACCCACAGAGGUCUCAGACAGGGACCCUGCUUCUGAGUGUUCACAGGGCACCAAUCCUAUUUAUUAUGCUUGUUAUGUAGGCUUACUUAUUCAUGGUAUCAAUUCUCAUGCGGAUGAUAAGUAAAAGGUCACCCUACCACUAAACCCAGAGAUAGGCUUGCCCCCGUGUUAGGUGGGACCACAUGUAACUCAGAGGGACGUGAAUGGCUGGAUCUGACCUUCGGCACUUUGUGAAAUAGUCAGGGCUGUUUAUAUCUGUCUUCCCUUUCUCGUGCUUCAAGGUCCAUAUCUGUUCCUCAGCCUCCCCAACAUCCCUUCUCAUUCUCCCCUUUGUGGAGGAGAAGGUAGUGGGUCCAGAACUGGAGAUAUUCCUCAAAGACACUUGUAUUUUAAAAAUGAAAGCAACUGAGGAAAAUUUUGCUCAGCCACAGAGCAAAAUGUCUCAGAGUGUAAUGUCAAGCCCCUGGGGUGGUGUUUGGAGGCGCAUGGAAGCACACAGUAAGGGGUGGGGGGACGCGUUUGCUACACAAGCAUGAGUUUGGUCUCUAGCACUGGUGUAAAAAAAAUCCAGGUACAGCAACAUGCACCUACAAUCUCAAAACUGGGAAGGCGGAGAAAGGCUGGUAUCUGAGGCUUGGGGACAGCCAGCCUAGGCUGACCAGCAACCCAGGGACAGUGCGUCUCAAAACAGGUUGUGCGGCUCUUGAGGACUGACAUCAAAGUCUGAUCUCUGGUCUCUGCACACACCCACCCUCCCCUUACACACAAAGAACCUCAAAGUCGUUUGAACUCUUCCUAAGCUAGAAAAUUGCUUGUAUCAGAGUUUUUGCUCUCAGAGGAGGAGAGACUUUGUGUCUAGAGAGCAGUCUCACACCCAGGGUGUGGAGUUUUGGCCUCCUGAAGUCAGAAUCUAUGUAGAGGAGACCAUGGGACUUUGUGAACUCAAAUGUUGGGCUUCUGCUAUAAGUAGGCUCUUCAAAGCACACACACAGGGGGAUGGCACCUCCUGCCCUUUGAGUUUGGAAGCCAGCUUCUCCAGCGAGGUGACCACUGCGUAUUUACUGAGCCUUUAGUGUGCGCUCUUUCAUAAGAGUAAAAUCUUCCUUUCUAAUGCUAAGCAGAAGUUAGGCAGCACAACACCCAGAUAGUUAGUAGCCUUAGGAUAGUCAGUAGCUAGGAUACCCAGCUUUGGGGGAUCCAGAAGAAAUGUCUCCCAAGGAAUGCAAACGUUUCUUGGCAGAUGUCCUGGUUUCCGGGAAGUUCUGCCUGCCCCCUCCUAGAAAGGGGGUAGAAUGCACCCCUGAUCCCCUUUCUCCCUCUCCAGGGAAGUCUGGGGACUUGUUUGAGGUGCGAGCCGUGAAGAUAAGGUUGGGGACCAGAGUCAAAUCUGCUGUUUGUAUCAGCACUCCAUUUCAGGUGAAAGGUAACCCCACCUCCUCCCCCACUCGCACCAAGAACUUAGACUUUUAUAUUUAGGGGUCAAGGUGAGUCUCUUCCUGGAGAGAAUCCCCCCUUCCAUGGAAGCUGGUCAGCUGCGGUUUCUGCUGGCGUUUCCGCUGUCGUUUCCGCUGUCGUUGGCCCUACCUUCCGUCUCCCUUCCUGCAGAGCGCUGCUUUUGCAGGCAAAGCUGCUAAGGGUUCCGCUCAUUUCAUCCUCGGGCGUCCUUUCUCCUGGGGACUAGAACACUGGCACGUCAUCACCAAAAAGCCAAUCUGUCCUAGCUGCCCACAGAUGCCACCCCGAGACUUGUGUUGCUCCAUCCUCAGGCAUCAGGUCGACGUCUCCCCACGGUGGGCAAUUCAGAUUCACUUUCAAGUCGGUGUUAGUCAUGUGGCGGGUUACCCUCCCCCCCUCCCCCUGUCAGAGCAGCUGCCACUGCUUGUGAGCACAGCCGUGCCAGGGCUCCAUCUAAAAUCUGACUGCAGUGGCCAAAUGGAAUCGAGACCCAAGGUCAGAAGCAGCCCAGACACCACUUGGAUGCUAAUUCGGACAAUGUAGAAGUCAGUUUCUGAAUCCCGAAGCUACUUCUCCUAAGUACCCAAUAGCGUCUCCAUCUAAAAUCAUGGCAGUAUUAUGCAAAUGAAGUGACCUCAUUUUUCUGCUAUGCAAUAAGAGUUCUUAAUUCUGUCUCAUGACAAACCAGUUGCAAUAUCCCCUCAGAUGCUUUCUUCGAGUUGUUCCACUUUGAUAUCUGUUGUGUAAUGUUUGUAUACCUCUGAGCCAGAUCCUUUCAAAGAUUGCCUUUUUAUUUUGUAAAAUCGAAGCUGCAGCUUUUUCAAGCUAAAGCUUUACUGUAGAUAUUUUUAUAGAUAAUUUUUCAUGAUAUUUGAAUCGCUUUCUAUUGUGCACAAUAAUGAGAUGCUAUUCCGUGUGUCGCUCACCCUGACAAUGUGCACCUGUAGCGCUCCUUGUUUGGUUUCUCGCCUCUCAGACGCCUCUGUCCGUAGCUCCAGGUUUGUAGCGUUUCAGGGAGACCGUGGGACUCCAAGGCACAGCCAUGGGGCUCCGCCUUUCAGUUUCUAGGACUAAUGGACAACUUGACUCAGCACUUGUCUGUCUAUAUCUCCUAUCUCUUUGUGAUUUUGAAUCUGCAGGGUUGGGGCUGGGCUGGCCCUCAUCCCCUGGGCCAUUCCCUAGGCUGCCCGGACCCGGCAGACCUGGCUUAUUCUCUAUCGUCUCCUGGUUUUUGGAGGUUUCUAGUACUCGAGGCCUCUGUGGCUGGGUCCUGUCUCUUUGGGAAGUUUGCGUUCUCUGUACUUAGGAAGGGGGGUCCCUCAUGACCUCUGGGAAGAAUGUGCUUAACAGAUGCUCACACUGAUUUUUUCCUGAGCUGUCUCCAUUCCAGACUCUGUUCUGUGCAUUUAUCUGUCUUAGGACUCUUGUUUCUCUUUUUUUGAAUCUUAAUUUAUUAUUUUUGGGAUAGGUGCCAUUUAAACUGCCUUCUUCCUGUUUGCACCUGGUUGGAUCAAGCUGGGAGGCUGAGCAAACUCACUCAGCUGGACAGAAUGUCCAAGGCUCUGAUGCACAGAAGCAAGGAAGUGGUUCCAUGGGUGGUUUCAGUAGGCUUUUCCCCAUGUGUGUGUUUGCACUGCUUAGACUCCCCAUGGUCAGUUAGAUUGUUUAUCUACUGACCAAGCAGAGAAUCCAGCCGCACUUCCAACAUACGGGGACAGAAGAGGCUUCUUCUGUGUGGGCAAUCACAGUCUUAGAGGCCCUGUGCAGCCUUUACCACGGGAUUCAGUGACUUCUGGAUGUAGCGGCAGCCACGGCAGGAAUGCAUGGGGCUGUGGCAUCUGCAGGGAUUAAUGGGCCCUGUACUGUUCUUGCCUUUGGUUAUUAGACUGUAAAUGAUUUCCCUCCUUUUGGUGGUAAUAAAGGACCUUUGUUGGACUUCUUGUUUAAUUUGUAUAUGAUGUGUAAAAUACUUUCUUUGAAAGAAAACUCAAGACACAGACUGUGUAUGUGUGGAUGUCCUGGCCUGGGCUUGACAUGAGUCAUCACCCGACACUGGCACAGGCCCAUGGUCUGAUCUGCUGUUUUCUGCAUGAAUGUCAGGGACUGUAUAUCUUGUAAAAGAACACUGGUCAUGUGAUCAAUACAGCGAAAGCCGAAAAACAUUCCCCCAAAUGUGUUACUUUAAUAGGAUCCCAUUCCAGUUCCCCAAACUGUAUGUGGCAUUUCAAUAAAAGCGGAACUGCGCAAACAUC
Messenger RNA from Myodes glareolus (Bank vole), 6941 nucleotides. The record is from RefSeq and is a predicted model, not a curated record. NCBI's taxonomy places the organism in Eukaryota, Metazoa, Chordata, Mammalia, Rodentia, Cricetidae.